Lottia gigantea (owl limpet) is the source of this 2514-nucleotide messenger RNA. RefSeq lists its product as hypothetical. Gene Ontology annotation, biological process: intracellular signal transduction. The coding region runs from base 96 to 2282 and encodes 728 amino acids. The transcript has 2 exons. The record is from RefSeq and is a predicted model, not a curated record. Gene Ontology annotation, molecular function: protein binding. Lineage: Eukaryota; Metazoa; Mollusca; Gastropoda; Lottiidae.
CCCAAAUUGGUCCAAAAUCCAGUCAAUUUCUUCAAUAUUUGAGGACCCCAAACAAUGACAAGUCCCUCCAGACAAGGUGAAAUGAGGGUGUCAAGAUGAAUCAUUAUAUGGCAGCAACAUACAGCUAUAUCUUAUCAUUAUUUCAAUAUUUUCGCACAUCAUGGCCCAUCAGUAUUAUUUAUGGUCGGGUCUACAUGGAACCAUCUCCAGAAACAAAGGAGAAACUCCUGAAAGCAAUUCAUCAACUCCAGGAUGAGACUGUCCCAGAAAAGGUUAUACUGGCAUUGAUAAAAAAUUUGCCAUCAGAGGAAGAUCUGUUAAGUGUUGUGGAUGAAAUCAGUGGUUAUGAUAUUUUACAGCAUUCUGUUGUUCGUGGAUUCUCCAAAUCAGUGAAGAUAUUACUCAGUAAGUAUUGUAACCCUGACAGAUAUCAUUGCACUCCUCCUGUUCAAUUAGCGGCAUAUUUAGGAGAUGUUAAUAUGUUGCAAUUAUUGCUUAAUGCUGGGGCUAAUAACAGUAGAAGUUGUGGAAUGUGCUACCCUGAUCCACAUUUACCCAUUCGAUAUUCAAGUUCAUAUUUUGGAUUUACUCAUUCUCCUGUUUACAAGUGCCAAAAAUAUUCUGCCUCACCGAUAUCAUGUGCCAUUUUGAAAAACAAUGUGGAUUGUCUGAAAGUGCUACUAAAUGUAUCUAGUCCAAAUAAAAAGCUACCUAGUCCUUUGAAUUUACUCCUGGAAGCUUGUCAAUCUGGUGCGUAUGAUGUGAUGAAAUUCCUUAUUUGGAAGUAUCCAGGAUGCAUCAAUCAAUAUGGUUGUGAAGGAGAUACUCCCUUAUUGACCGCUGUGCCUUGGGGUCGCGAAUGUGUGAAGUUGUUACUGGACAAUGGAGCUGAUGUUCACCAACUUUCGAAAGGAAUCAAGGAAACAGCAUUACAUAGGUUAUAUCGGGCGUCUAGUGAUGGACUGUUCACAAUAUACGACACCACCAAAUAUCUUCUGACAACUGGCAUAGAACAGGAUAUAAAUUCUAUGACAUCUUUAGGAGAAUCGUCAUUGCACAUGCUUAUAUCUCAUGUUUCUUAUAUUGGUGGGAAUUUUGAAGAUCCCAGUCAAAAAUUACCACGCAGUCAGUUACAAGGAGAUUAUCAAGAACAAGUCAUUAAGACUUGUCGAAUUCUGUUAGAAUUUAAUGCUGAUCCUCAUUUGUUGAAUGCAUAUGGAUUGACCUCACUGAGUCGCUUGCUUCACAUUGCCUUAAAAUCCAGCAACAAAACUUUAAAUCAGGAUUGUGUUCAGACUGCCUCUUUUGAUUAUGUGAUAGUGGACUACCGCAAUGAUUUCAAAUCGUUAGGACGUUCUAUGGACAUCUUAUUAGAGUUUGGUUCUAAUGUGAACUUUACCUGUUCCGAAGGACAUACACCCUUAAUCUGUCUCUUGCAAUGUUUGCUAUAUGAAGACCUAAAUCUUUUGUGUGACCAGGCCAACGAUAUUGUCAAUUGUAUUGAAAUUCUCCUAAACAAUAAUGCACAGGUUAAUUUUACUACUGGUAAUAAUGUGACUUGUGCCACGUUACUAGCUGCGGUAUGUCAAAGAUUCUUUGACCUUGAAAACGACCUUGGUGAAGUCUUUGAAGAAGAGUUGCGAAUUGAUUUCGCCAAGAUGAUGAACGUGGUAUUGAUUGUCUUGUUACGCUACGGGAUGGAUCCAAAUCAUACUAGUCCUAAAGUUUCGCAAUAUCCAAAAGGUGGUACUGGCAAUGCCCUUAUUGAGUUUGUGAGACUCACAACACAUGCAACAUCCACCAAAGAUUUUUCUGUUAUUUUGAUGUGGUUGAAAACAUUGUUACAGUGGGGAGCUAAUCCUGAUAUAGCUCCCUAUCCUUCAGAACCGGUUAUUGUUCAUUGCCAGAGUUCUAUAUAUCUAAAACGCCACAAUACGCAGCCUGUUAGUCAUUAUAUUACUGAGGUGAAAGAACGCGAGACGUUGUUCAGUGAUGGUCGUGCUGAAGAGUUGCUGCUCUUGUUUUAUAACUGUAUGGAGCACCAGACAAUGUUUGCCUGUCUCAACACUGCCAAAUCCAUGGUGCGCUUUCAUUUAUUUAAUGACAACAGGAAGGACUUUUUGAGCUUGAUAAACAGACUGACUGAACAUCCGAGAAGUUUAAGACAAAUGGCUCGAGUAUCAAUCUACCAGUCAUUGAAAAUGAAUAUUGCUAAAAAUGUUGAUUAUCUCCCUUUACCCGGUGCUUUAAAACAGUACUUGUUAAAUAUUAACCAAGUAUAAGCUACAGGCCAACGGUUGAUUGUUAUAAAGUGCUUCAGAAUGUUCAAUUGUUUUUUCCGUAUUUAUCAAACUGAUACAGUCAGGUAUUAAAUGGUAUUGUAAAAAUGAUUUUAUUCCAGGGCCCUAUUCGUUAAUACCUUAUAACCCUGUUCCGUGCCAUUUUUAUGAUUUACCAAAGACUAUAUAUAUAUAUUCAUUGAUUAUAUUGUGAAUUAAAUCUAUUCUAGUCCGA